This is a messenger RNA of Cornus florida, 1194 nucleotides long. RefSeq lists its product as uncharacterized. Bases 1 to 1194 code for a protein of 397 amino acids. The record is from RefSeq and is a predicted model, not a curated record. Gene Ontology annotation, molecular function: RNA-DNA hybrid ribonuclease activity; nucleic acid binding. Gene Ontology annotation, biological process: DNA integration. The transcript is spliced from 2 exons. NCBI's taxonomy places the organism in Eukaryota, Viridiplantae, Streptophyta, Magnoliopsida, Cornales, Cornaceae.
AUGGAAGCUCUUCAUGAUGGCUCGUCGAAUCAAAUGGGGGCAGGGAUUGGAAUCCAAUUGCGAACACCAGAAGGAACUACGCUGAGCCAAGCGAUAAGACUUGAGUUCAACGCAACCAACAAUGAGGCAGAAUACGAGGCGUUGAUAGCUGAGCUGAAGUUGGCUAAAGAACUGAAGAUCAAGAAUCUGAUUGCUUAUAGUGAUUCACAACUAGUCAUUCGGCAAGUCACUUGGGAAUAUGGGGCCAAGGAUAAGAACAUGGAAGUAUACCGAACUGCGGUUCUGCGUGAAGCAAAAGGCUUUGAUCAGAUCAAGUUCAUCCAAUUGCCAAGAGAGUAUAACGAAGAUGCCGACCGCUUGGCUUGUAGUGCAUCCAGUUCUGGAGAGACUUUGGCUAGGGUCAUCCCGGUUAACGUGCUGGUCCAACCUUCCAUUUUUUAUGAGCUGCCUAAUCCGAGCGCGCUCAACAUGUUAAUGUUAUACCAUAUGAGCCGAGCUGGAUUGAUCCGAUCAUGGCUUUCAUACGUAAUGGUGCACUCCCCGAGCAGAAGGACGAGGCAAGAAAAAUUAGGUUCAACGCGGCAAAGUAUGCCAUUGUGCGUGAUCAGUUGUAUAGAUGCUCCUUUCUCGGGUCCAUAUUUGAAGUGUGCUACCCCAACAGAAGCUAGACAGAUUAUGCGAACCAUUCAUGAGGGAGUAUGCAAAAAUCAUUCAGGAGGAAGAUCUUUAGCACACAAAACAAUGACACAAGGGUACUUCUGGCCAAACAUGGCACGAGAUGUAGAAGAAUUAUCUAGAAGAUGCGAUAAAUGCCAAAGGUUCGGGUCAUUGAUACAUCAACCACCUGAAGACCUGCACGUUCUGCUAGCAACUGAUUAUUUCACCAAAUGGGUAGAAGCAGAGCCGUACCCUAGUGUCAUCCAAACUCAAGUAAGACGCUUCAUCUGGAAUAAUAUUAUCUAUCGUUUUGGCAUACCAAGGUCAAUCGUGAUGGACAAUGGGACCAACCUUGAUAGUAAGCAAGUGAAAAAGCUGCUGGAAGAAUGUGGAAUCAACCAGAAGUUAGCAGCAGUCAGUCAUCCCCAGGCUAAUGGUCAAGCCGAAAUCACAAACAGGACAAUAUUUGCCUGCAUUAAGAAAAAGUUAGAAAAUGAAAAAGGAAAAUGGUUAGAUGAGCUUCCGAACGUCUUGUAG